Manihot esculenta (cassava) is the source of this 1208-nucleotide messenger RNA. RefSeq names its product small heat shock protein, chloroplastic. The transcript is spliced from 6 exons. NCBI's taxonomy places the organism in Eukaryota, Viridiplantae, Streptophyta, Magnoliopsida, Malpighiales, Euphorbiaceae. The coding region runs from base 148 to 858 and encodes 236 amino acids. Gene Ontology annotation, biological process: protein folding; response to heat; response to hydrogen peroxide. The record is from RefSeq and is a predicted model, not a curated record.
GAUAUUUAGGAAGCCUGGGUCCAGUGAUGUUCUUUUCCCAAUCCAAAAGCCUAAAAAGAUCUCACAGUAUCUUCACCUCUCCACUUUAAAAUUCCAUCCCCACUCCUCAAAAAUCUCCAACCUAUUCAACCAGAUACAGCACCAACAAUGGAGUCCGAAGCUGUGAGACGAAGAGUAAACAUCAUUGCUGCACACUUCGCUCCCGCCGAUGAUAUUUCCUCCACUCACCUCCUCCCCAUGAAUUGCAGCGGCAGUUUGAAUUCUGUAAUCCCAAGAUGUGAUAACAGAGUGUACUUUGCAAGGCAAUGCUCAGCUUCUCAAGCGUUCUUUAUGAGACAGGGUUCAACUGAGCAGCCUGGUGGUGGCUUCAAAUGCACAGCUUCUCAAGCACCGUUGUUUUCUAGGCCAACCAAGAUGGACGAACAUAAACCACAUCAGCAGAUCCAAUCUCCACCGAACGAUUUCAAAUCUGCUUUGCCAGCUGAGCCAAAAACUCCUCCUUGUUUUGCAAGACCGAGUUCAGGAAUUAGUAGAAAGAAGCAGCAAUCUCUUUCCAAUAAGAAAAUUUAUUCUCCCCAGCCUAAUGGAAUUGAGUGGUCACCAAGGAUGGAUGUUGCAGAAUCUGAACGCAGUUAUGUUCUGACAGUAGAGCUUCCUGGAGCCGAUGUCAAUGACAUUAGGGUGGAGGUCAAUAACCACAGUUUACUAGUGAGGGGCAAACGCAGCAUCCAGAAAUCAGAGCAGUCAAUCUCAGCAUAUCACAAGAGAGAGAUUUUACUAGGACGGUACCAGGUUGUGUGGCCAUUUCCAUCUAAUGUGAACAGGGACAAUGUCUCUGCUGAGUUUCUGAAGUCAUGAUUCUUCAGCAGUUUGGGUUAAAUAGAGGUGCGAAGAAAAACAAGUAACUCAAUAAAUAGGGUAUUGAAAUUUGGAGCAUGAUUGAAAGAUAACAAGAGUCGAAUCUUCCCAAUCAUAUAUAGUUUGAUUUUGUUUCCCAUCAUUUUCUUGCCAUUUCUUGAUGCUUCUUGUUUGAAAAUUAGAUUCAACCUCGUUUUAUUUUCCUCGUUUGUCUUAAAAUUAAUAGCCAACGAUGACAUGUGAUAACAUUCGAGAAGGGCAAAGAAAAAACGAUAUAAUAAAUAUGAACACAUUUAUGAUAAUUUGUCAAGUUGUCAGCUUUUUAUCACUUUAAAAAUGAGUUUUUUUUU